CUUCUGUCAAAUGGUGCAAAAAUUUACUGAAAAUCACAGUCGAGUUUAAUCACUUUUGCCGUAAUUUUUUCUUUCUUUGACCUGAAAGCAUUAAAAAUCCGCAAAAAUAACGGUGAAAAAUAUGACCGAGGUCCUGAGCAACAACACUACCGAUAAGGUAGCUGCGCUUGUGAAGGAAGCCGAAUCGCUUAAGGCAAAAUUAGAAGAGGAACGGCAGAAGCUGAACGAUGUCACUCUUUCCUCUGUUGCUGAACGGCUUGAAAUGAUCACCUAUUUGAACAUCAAGCCGCGUCGCGUACUCAAGGGACAUCAGGCGAAAGUUUUGUGUUCCGAUUGGUCACCGGACAAGCGACACAUCGUUUCGUCCUCCCAGGAUGGAAAGUUGAUCAUCUGGGACGCAUUCACUAACUACAAGGAGCAUGCCGUAACGAUGCCUACUACGUGGGUCAUGGGAUGCUCGUAUGCGCCGUCCGGGAACCUGGUGGCUUGUGGUGGCUUGGACAAUAAGGUAACCGUUUACCCGAUAACUAUGGAAGAAGACAUUUCAUCUCGAAAAAAGACCGUUGGAACGCAUACCAGCUACAUGUCGUGCUGCAUCUUUCCCAACUCAGACCAGCAAAUACUGACCGGAAGCGGCGAUUCCACGUGCGCUUUGUGGGACGUUGAAUCGGGUCAGCUGUUGCAAAGUUUCCACGGUCACACGGGUGAUGUAAUGUCCAUAGAUCUGGCUCCGAACGAGACGGGCAACACUUUUGUGUCGGGCAGUUGCGACAAGAUGGCAUUCAUUUGGGAUAUGCGCUCCGGUCACGUCGUGCAGUCAUUCGAAGGACACCAGUCCGAUGUAAACAGCGUGAAAUUUCACCCGAGCGGAGAUGCCAUCAGUACGGGAUCGGAUGAUAGCACUUGCCGUCUAUUUGAUAUGAGAGCGGAUAAGGAGGUGGCAGUUUUCAGCAAGGAUAGCAUUAUAUUUGGUGUCAACUCGGUUGACUUCUCCGUCAGUGGCAGAUUGUUGUUCGCUGGGUAUAAUGACUACACGGUAAACGUUUGGGACACGCUGAAAGCGCAACGCGUUUGCUUGCUUUAUGGCCAUGAGAAUAAAGUGUCAUGCCUUCAGGUAUCGCCGGAUGGCACUGCAUUAUCUACCGGAAGCUGGGAUUUCACCCUCAGAAUAUGGGCUUAAAAAGUACUCUAAAUCACGUCGAAUAGUAGCAUAUAUUGCACAAUCAAAGCGCAAUCUCUAUAAUAGUAUUUAAAAGUUACAGUCAAGUAUUAGGAUGAAACCAAAAAAUAACAAAAGUUAAUGCGUCUCUCUGUCUAUAAAUAGAAACAUCCAAAGUAUAUCGUUGAUUAGUCAGAAAAAAUGUUGUUUUUAGAAAAAGCUCCAGUUUUUGAUUUUUUUAUUUUUUAGAAACCGAAGAAAUUGACGUUUUUUUACUUCACAAGAUAAAAUAAGAUUUCCAAAUACAAAUACAUUUAUUUUGAUAAACAUUUCCUGUUGAAUAAGUUAAGUUUUGACCAAAAACCCACCAGUAAACAAUGUUAGCAUAACAUAUUUAUUACAUUUAUUAUUAUUUAUACUUCGUGCCAUAUUUUUUUUAACAUAAAUAGGACUAAUUAGCUCAACUGAAUAAACUGAAUGUAUUCAAUAUAUGUGUAAUUGAAUUACGAUA
Molecule: messenger RNA, 1670 nt
Organism: Armigeres subalbatus
Lineage: Eukaryota; Metazoa; Arthropoda; Insecta; Diptera; Culicidae
Gene: Gbeta5
Product: guanine nucleotide-binding protein subunit beta-5
Exons: 5
Coding region: 122-1180 (352 amino acids)
Biological process (GO): G protein-coupled dopamine receptor signaling pathway; G protein-coupled receptor signaling pathway
Cellular component (GO): heterotrimeric G-protein complex; cytoplasm
Molecular function (GO): protein binding; signaling receptor complex adaptor activity
Source: RefSeq, a predicted model, not a curated record